Messenger RNA from Symphalangus syndactylus (siamang), 9032 nucleotides. It is a transcript of the gene GCFC2, whose product is annotated as GC-rich sequence DNA-binding factor 2. Gene Ontology annotation, molecular function: DNA binding. Gene Ontology annotation, biological process: mRNA splicing, via spliceosome. Gene Ontology annotation, cellular component: nucleus. The record is from RefSeq and is a predicted model, not a curated record. NCBI's taxonomy places the organism in Eukaryota, Metazoa, Chordata, Mammalia, Primates, Hylobatidae.
AGCGGGGAGCAGAUGGCCGGCCGGACAGGCGCGCGCACUCGGCGGCCGGCGAGGCGGGAGCGCGCCCUGGGGGCGGGCACUGAAGCUCCGGCCUGCGGUUCACCGGGUCCUAGGGCACCGGGCGCUCGGGCCUCGGCCAUGGCUCACAGGCCGAAAAGGACUUUUCGGCAGCGCGCGGCCGAUUCCAGCGACAGCGAUGGCGCCGAGGAGUCGCCCGCUGAGCCUGGGGCGCCGAGGGAACUUCCGGUCUCGGGUUCUGCGGAGGAAGGGCCGCCCUCCGGAGAAGGCCGCGCGCAGGUGGCGGGACGGCCCCACCGGGUUCGGGGCCCUCGUGGCCGGGGCCGGGUCUGGGCGAGCUCCCGGCGCGCCACGAAAGCGGCUCCCCGCGCGGACGAAGGCUCAGAAUCCAGAACCCUUGAUGUGUCCACAGAUGAAGAGGAUGAAAUACAUCACUCCUCAGAAAGUAAGGAUGAUCAGGGUUUGUCUUCUGACAGCUCUAGCUCUCUUGGAGGAAAAGAACUUUCAUCAACAGUUAAGAUCCCAGAUGCAGCUUUUAUUCAGGCAGCCCGCAGAAAACGUGAAUUGGCCAGGGCCCAAGAUGACUAUAUUUCUUUGGAUGUAGAACAUACCUCCUCCAUCUCUGGUAUGAAGAGAGAGAGUGAAGAUGACCCUGAGAGUGAGCCUGAUGACCAUGAGAAGAGAAUACCAUUUACUCUAAGACCUCAAACACUUAGACAAAGGAUGGCUGAGGAAUCCAUAAGCAGAAAUGAAGAAACAAGUGAAGAAAGUCAGGAAGAUGAAAAGCAAGAUACUUGGGAACAACAGCAAAUGAGGAAAGCAGUUAAAAUCAUAAAGGAAAGAGACAUAGAUCUUUCCCAUGGCAGUGGAUCUUCAAAAGUGAAGAAAUUUGAUACUUCCAUUUCAUUUCCACCGGUAAAUUUAGAAAUUAUAAAGAAGCAAUUAAAUACUAGAUUAACAUUACUACAGGAAACUCACCGCUCACACCUGAGGGAGUAUGAAAAAUAUGUACAAGAUGUCAAAAGCUCAAAGAGUACCAUCCAGAACCUAGAGAGUUCAUCAAAUCAAGCUCUAAAUUGUAAAUUCUAUAAAAGCAUGAAAAUUUAUGUGGAAAAUUUAAUUGACUGCCUUAAUGAAAAGAUUAUCAACAUCCAAGAAAUAGAAUCAUCCAUGCAUGCACUCCUUUUAAAACAAGCUAUGACCUUUAUGAAACGCAGGCAAGAUGAAUUAAAACAUGAAUCAACGUAUUUACAACAGUUAUCACGCAAAGAUGAGACAUCCACAAGUGGAAACUUCGCAGUAGAUGAAAAAACUCAGUGGAUUUUAGAAGAGAUUGAAUCUCGAAGGACAAAAAGAAGACAAGCAAGGGUGCUUUCUGAGAAUUGUAACCAUCAGGAAGGGACAUCUAGUGAUGAUGAACUGCCUUCAGCAGAGAUGAUUGACUUCCAAAAAAGCCAAGGUGACAUUUUACAGAAACAGAAGAAAGUUUUUGAAGAUGUGCAUGAUGAUUUUUGUAAUAUCCAGAAUAUUUUGUUGAAAUUUCAGCAAUGGCGAGAAAAGUUUCCUGACUCCUAUUAUGAAGCUUUCAUUAGUUUAUGCAUACCAAAGCUUUUAAAUCCCCUAAUACGAGUUCAGUUGAUUGAUUGGAAUCCUCUUAAGUUGGAUUCCACAGGUUUAAAAGAGAUGCCAUGGUUCAAAUCUGUGGAAGAAUUUAUGGAUAGCAAUGUAGAAGAUUCAAAGAAGGAAAGUAGUUCAGAUAAAAAAAUCUUGUCUACGAUCAUCAACAAAACAAUUAUUCCCCGACUUACAGAAACAUUGUCUUUACUUGGCUACCAAAAUACCACAGUCUUAGUUUCCUGCCCACCUCUCUGGUCUUUGCUGUCUGCUUGUCACCUCUUUGACUUCCAAGUGCUGCAGUAUCUCCAGAUUCAGGUCACUUACCAUCUCUUUUCUAUUUACUUCAGUCACUUAGUAUUUAAAGUCAGUUUAGUGUUUGUGGCAUUCCUGCUGCUUUUAUGACACUUCAGUCAUUUUUUAGCACACUUCCAUCCAUACUACAUGUGUCCUUUUUUCCCCUUAACUUUUCUAAUUAUGGUUCUUAUCCUUUUCUUUAAAAAACAUUGCUUCAUCUGGGAGUGGUGGCUCACGCCUGUAAUCUCGGCACUUUGGGAGGCCAAGGCGGGUAGAUCACCUGAGGUCAGGAGUUCGAGACCAGCCUGGCCAACAUGGCGAAACCUCGUCUCUACUAAAAAUACAAAAAAUUAGCUGGGCAUGGUGGCAGGCACCUGUAAUCCCAGCUGCUCAGGAGGCUGAGGCAGGAGAAUUGCUUAAAUCCGGGAGGCAAAGGUUGCAGUGAGCCGAGAUGGUGCCAUUGCACUCCAGCCUGGGUGACAAGUGAAACUCCGUCUCAAAAAAAAAAAAAUUGCUUCAUUUCACUCACAUUUGCCACUAGCAGCUAUGAGCACUUAACAUUAAUGCUUGUGCUUCAGACCUUAGCGUGAAGUCUUUUGUUUUACCUGUGUACUUGAUAAGGAUCCAUUUCACUAUGUCACUGAGAAAGAAAUUUUACAGCAAAGACCGCAAAACUCUUAUUUAAUUUUUUGUGUUUGUUUUUGAGACAGAGCCUUCCUCUGUCACCCAGACUGGAGUACAGUGGUGUGAACAUUGCUCAAGGCAGUCUUGAAUUCCUGGGGUCAAGUGAUCCUCCUGCCUCAGCCUCACAAUUAGCUAGGACUCCAGGCGCAUGCCACCACACCCAGCUAAUUUUUAAAAGAUAUUUUUAGAGACAAGGUCUUGCUGUGUUGCCCAGGCUAGUCUCAAACUCCUGGCCUCAAGAGACCCUUCCCCUCAGCUUCCCAAAGCACUGAGAUUAUAGGCGUGAGUCACCAUGCCCAGCCUAGAAGUUGGAAGCAAUUAGCCUUAUAAUUGCUUCUUAGGCAACUUGAUUAUAAGAUUUUGGCUGGGUGCAGUUGCUUGUGCCUGUAAUCCCAGCACUUUGCAAGGCCGAGGCGGGAGGAUCACUUGAGCACAGGAGUUCCAGACCAGCCUGGGCAACAUGGUGAAACCCCAUCUCUAUUUAUAAAUUUAAAAUUAAAAAAACAAAUAAAAACUUUCAAGAUUUUAUUUCAAUGAAACGUAUGGUGCAUUUGUGGGGUGUAUUAGAAAGUUACUAUUUUUAACUAGCUCUACUAAUGAUAGAAUGCAUGUGCCUAAUUUAAGCACUCUGCUGAAAAUAUCAAAAUACUAAUGAUGAAACAGUCCCACAAAUAAGUAGCUUUGUGAAAAAUUAACAGUGACUGAGUUCCAAUAGUGGUUGAAUUCUACAUAUAUUUCAAAGAUAGCACUAACAGAAUGUGCUAAUGGAUUGGUUGUGCAGCAAGAGAGAAAGAGAGGAAUCAAGAAUGGGUCCAUUCAGGAAUUGGCCUGAGCAACUAGAAGGACAGAGGUGCCAUUUCCUGAAAUGAAAAAGUCUGACAGGAGCAAGCUUAAUGUGGGGGGCUGUAUUAGCAGCUCAGUUUGGGACAUGUUGAGUUUGAAGUAUCUGUAAUCUAAGUGGAAAUGACAAGUCAGUUGUUGAAUACAUGAGUCUUAAAGGGGGAGGUCCAGUCAGAAGGUAUAAGUUUGGAAUUUAUCCACAUGACAUUUAUUGAUGGCAUUUAAUGUAUAAAAUUGGCUUUGAAUACCAAGUGAGUGAAUAUAAACAGAAAAGAGAAGGUAAGUAACCUGAAUCCUGAGAUACUAUAGCACUUGGAAGUCAAAGAGAUGACAAGCAGACAGCAAAGACCAGAGAGAUGGGCAGAUAACUAAGAGUGGGGUAUUUUGGAAGCCAAGUAAAGACAGUGUUUCUAGGAAGAAAGAAGGGUCAGCUGUUGGAAUAGUUGAUAAGUCAGAUGAGGAUUAGAAUCAAUCAUUGGAGUUUGCUAUGUGAAUGUCUUCUGUGAUUUGCUAAGAGCGCAUUAGGUAGACUGAUAAGAGAUAAGGCCUAAUUAAAGGGAAAUCAAGAACAAGUGAGAAGAGAGAAACUGGAGAUAGAAGUUUAGAUAGUACUUUGAGGAAUUUUGUUGUAAAAGAUAGGAGGGAAAUGGAACAAUACUAGAGGAGGAAGUAGGGCUAAGGGGGAUUUUUUGUUUGUUUGUUUAUUAUUAUACUUUAAGUUCUGGGGUACAUGUGCAGAAUGUGCAGGUGUGUUACAUAGGUGUACACGUGCCAUAGUGUUUGCUGCACUCAUCAACUUGUCAUCUACAUUAGGUAUUUCUCCUAAUGCUGUCUCACCCCUAGUCCCCCGACCCCUGACAGGCCCUGGUGUGUGAUGUUCCCCUCCCUGCCCAUGUGUUCUCAUUGUUCAACUCCCACUUAUGAGUGAGAACAUGUGGUGUUUGCUUUUGUGUUCUUGUGUUAGUUUGCUGAGAAUGAUGGUUUCCAGCUUCAUCCAUGUCCCUGCAAAGGACAUAAACUCAUCCUGUUUUAUGGCUGCAUAGUAUUCCAUGGUAUAUAUGUGCUACAUUUUCUUUAUCCAGUCUGUCAUUGAUGGGCAUUUGGGUUGGUUCCAAGUCUUCGUUAUUGUGAAUAGUGCCGCAAUAAACAUACGUGUGCAUGUGUCAUUAUAGCAGCAUAAUUUAUAAUCCUUUGGGUAUAUACCCAGUAAUGGGAUGGCUGGGUCAAAUGGUAUUUCUAGUUCUAGAUCCUUGAGGAAUCGCCACACUGUCUUCCACAAUGGUUGAACUAGUUUACAGUCCCACCAACAGUGUAAAAGUGUUCCUAUUUCUCCACAUCCUCUCUUUGAAUUGUGAUGUUAGGAUGUCGAUUUUAGAUCUUUCCUGCUUUCUGUUGUGGGCAUUUAGUGCUAUAAAUUUCGCUCUACACACUGCUUUAAAUGUGUCCUAGAGAUUCUGGUACGUUGUGUCUUUGUCUCAUUGGUUUCAAAGAACAUCUUUACUUCUGCCUUCAUUUCGUUAUUUACCCAGUAGUCAUUCAGGAGCAGGUUGUUCAGUUUCCAUGUAGUUGUGCGAUUUUGAGUGAGUUUGUUAAUCUUGAGUUCUAAUUUGAUUGUACUGUGGUCUGAGAGACUGUUAUGAUUUCCGUUCUUUUGCAUUUGCUGAGGAGUGUUUUACUUCCAAUUAUGUGGUCAGUUUUAGAAUAAGUAUGAUGUGGUGCUGAGAAAAAUGUAUAUUCUAUCAAUUUGGGGUGGAGAGUUCUGUAGAUGUCUAUUAGGUCUGCUUGGUCCAGAGCUGAGUUCAAUUCCUGGAUAUCUUUGUUAAUUUUCUGUCUCGUUGAUCUGUCUAAUAUUGACAGUGGGAUGUUAAAGUCUCCCACUAUUAUUGUGUGGGAGUCUAAGUCUGUUUGUAGGUCUCUAAGAACUUGCUUUAUGAAUCUGAUCUGAGUGCUCCUGUAUUGGGUGCAUAUUUAUUUACGGUAGUUAGCUCUUAUUGUUGCAUUGAUCCCUUCACCAUUAUGUAAUACCCUUCUUUGUCUCUUUUGAUCUUUGUUGGUUUAAAGUCUGUUUUAUCAAAGACUAGGACUGCACCCUGCCUUUUUUUUUUUUUUUUUUGCUUUCCAUUUACUUGGUAAAUAUUCUGCCAUCCCUUUAUUUUGAGCCUAUGUGCAUCUCUGUACAUGAGAUGGGUCUCCUGAAUCCAGCACACUGAUGGGUCUUGACUCUAUUCAAUUUGCCAGUCUGUGUCUUUUAAUUGGGGCUUUUAGCCCAUUUACUUUUAAAGUUAAUAUUGUUAUGUGUGAAUUUGAUCCUGUCAUUAUGAUGCUAGCUGGUCAUUUUGCUCAUUAGUUGAUGCAGUUGCUUCAUAGCAUUGCUGGUCUUUACAAUUUGGUAUGUUUUUGCAGUGUCUGGUACCGAUUGUUCCUUUCCAUGUUUAGUGCUUCGUUCAGGAGCUCUUGUAAGGCAGGCCUGGUGGUGACAAAAUCUCUCAGCAUUUGCUUGUCUGUAAAGGAUUUUAUUUUUCCUUUGCUUAUGAAGCUUAGUUUGGCUGGAUAUGAAAUUCUGGAUUGAAAAUUCAUUUCUUUAAGAAUGCUGAAUAUUGGCCCCCAGUCUUUUGUAGCUUGUAGGGUGUCUGUAGAGAGAACCACUAUUAGUCUGAUGGGCUUCCAUUUGUGGGUAACCAGACCUUUCUUUCUGGCUGCCCUUAACUUUUUUUCCUUCAUUUCAGCCUUGGUGAAUCUGACAAUUAUGUGUCUUGUUGCUCUUCUCGAGGAGUUGCUCUUCUCGAGGAGUAUCUUUGUGGUGGUCUCUGUAUUUCCUGAAUUUGAAUGUUGGCCUGCCUUGCUAGGUUGGGGAAGUUCUUCUGGAUAAUAUCCUGCAGAGUGUUUUCCAACUUGGUUCCAUUCUCCCCAUCACUUUCAGGUACACCAGUCAAACAUAGAUUUGGUCUUUUCACAUAGUCCCAUAUUUCUCGGAGGCUUUGUAUGUUUCUUUUCACUAUUUUUCCUCUAAACUUGUCUUCUUGCUUUAUUUCAUUGAGGUGAACUUCAAUCUCUGAUAUCCUUUCUUCCGCUUGAUCGAUUAAGCUAUUGAUACCUGUGUAUGCUUCACAAUGUUCUCAUGCAGUGUUUUUCAGCUUCGUCAGGUCGUUUGUAUUCUUCUCUAAACUGGUUGUUUUAGUUAGCAAUACCUCUAACCUUUUUUCGAAGUUCUUAGCUUCCUUCCAUUGGGUUAGAACAUGCUCCUUUAGCUCAGAGGAGUUUGUUAUUAUCUACCUUCUGAAGCCUACUUCUGUCAAUUCGUCAAACUCAUUCUCUGUCCAGUUUUGUUCCCUUGCUGGUGAUGAGUUGUGAUUCUUUGAAGAAGAACGGGCAUUCUGGUUUUUGGAAUUUUCAGACUUUUUGCGCUGGUUUCUCCCCAUCUUUGUGGAUUUAUCUACCUUUGGUCUUUGAUGUUGGUGACCUUCAGAUGGGGUCUCUUAGUGUACAUCCUUUUUGUUGAUGCUGAUACUAUUCCUUUCUGUUUGUUAGUUUUGCUUCUAACAGUCAGGCCCCUCAGCUGCAGGUCUGCUGGAGUUUGCUGGAGGUCCACUCCAGACCCCGUUUGCCUGGGUAUCACCAGCGGAGGCUGCAGAACAGCAAAGAUUGCUGCCUGUUCCUUCCUCUGGAAGCUUCAUCCCAGAGGGGCACCCACCAGAUGCCAGCCAGAGCUGUCCUCUAUGAGCUCUCUGUCAGCCCCUACUGGGAGGUGUCUCCCAGACAGGAUACACGGGGGUCAGGGACCCACUUGAGGAGGCAGUCUGUCCCUUAGCAGAGUUCGAACACUGUUCUGGUAGAACCACUGCUCUCUUCAGAACUGUUAGGCAAGGACGUUUAAGUCUGCUGAAGCUGCGCCCACAGCCACCCCUUUCCCCAGGUGCUCUAUCCAUGGAAGAUGAGGGUUUUAUCUCUGAGUCCCUGACUGGGGCUGCUGGCUUUUUUCAGAGAUGCCCUGCCCAGAGAAGAAGAGUCUAGAGAGGCAGUCUGGCCACAGCGGCCUUGCUGAGCUGCGGUGGGCCCUGCCCAGGUUGAACUUCCCGGUGGCUUUGUUUACACCGUGAGGCAUAAACCAGCUACUGAAGCCUCAGCAAUGGCAGACACCCCUCCCCCCACCAAGCUGGAGCAUCCCAGGUUGGGCUCAGACUGCUGUGCCGGCAGUGAGAAUUUCAAGUCAGUGGAUCUUAGCUUGCUGGGCUCCAUGGGGGUGGGACCCGCCAAGCCAGACCACUUGGCUCCUUGUCUUCAGCCCCUUUUCCAGGGUAGUGAAUGGUUCUGUUUCUCUGGCAUUCCAGGUGCCACUGGGGUAUGAAAAAUAAAAAUUAAAAAAAAAUGCCUGCAGCUAGUUUGGUGUCUGUCCAAACAGCCACCCAGUUUUGUGCGUGAAACCCAGAGUCCUGGUGGGGUAGGCACUGGAGGGAAUCUCCUGGUCUGCCGGUUGCAAAGACUGUGGGAAAAAUGCAGUAUCUGGGCUGGAGUGCACUGUUCCUCCUGGCACAGUUUCUCAUAGCAUCCCUUAGAUAGGGGAGAGAAUUCCCCAACCCCUUGCGCUUCCCAGGUGAGGCAACACCCCACCUUGCUUUGGCUCACCCUCUGUGGGCUGCACCCACUGUCCAGCCAGUCCCAAUGAGAUGAACUGGGUACCUCAGUUGGAAAUGCAGAAAUCACCUGACUUCUACGUCCAUCUCGCUGGGAGCUGCAGACUGGAGCUGUUCCUAUUUGGCCAUCUUGGCAGCCUCCUUACACUGAAGGGGAUUAUUUUUAAUACAAGAUAAAUAGUUGUUUGUAGGGUAAUGGAAAAAAUCUAGUACAAGUGAUGUCAAUACCAAAGUGGAAGGACAGUGUUCUGAGAGCAGGAUCUUAGACUAAGCCAAAAGGCUUGGGAUCUCAUCCACAAAAUAAACAGUUCACCUGAAGUGGUGGGAGUGUGGGUGCCUCAUCCAUAGGAAUAGGAAACAAGUUAGAGCAUAUGGGCACAGAUGUAGGUAGGUGUGUAGAUGCUGUGGUAGGAGAUUUGUAGUGCUGCAUUUCUGACUGCUUCUAUUUUCUUAGCAAAUUAGGAAGUAAUUAGCUGAAAGACAAAGCAAGGGAGUAGAAAAAAUAAAGCAGGAAAUAAUCAUCUAGAAGGAAAAAGUCCAUCAACUGAGAGUGAGAUAAUGGAGAGGGGAGAAGGUAUGAAGUAAUCAUCUAGGUGAGAGGGAGAGUGAAUGGACCUGAGAGACAGAGAGAGAGAGAGAGAGGCUCACUCAAGUUGUAUAGUGAUCAAGUUAAUGUGUUUUUUUUUCCAGCCACUUUUUAUCUGCAUGGUUGCAGGCAGAGACUCAGUGACAAGGUGAACUUAACUAUAAAGAGUUGUAGUUUAGCCAAAGGAGUUUAACAAAGCCCAAGAAGAACAAGGAAAUUGAGGAUGUAUGCAAAUAUGUAAUGGUAAUAAUUGGUCAUGGAUCUUAAACUGAAUAAGGAGGAAGUAGUGUUUGUUAAAGGUCUUGAUUAUUUGUAUAUGAAAAGCAAAACAAUCUAGUAAAUAAAUUGUGCACCACUGAAAU